UCAGCGUGCAGCGUGCGAGGAUUUAAACCAAGACAAGCAAGCUGAAAAACUGAACGGCAUCACAUCCUCCAUUACAAGUCUCUGUCUGUCUGUGGAAGCAUCACACAUAUCGAAAUGGCUCUCAGAGUGACAAGGAACCGCUUGGCAUCCACCAGGUCUGAUGUUGGUGGAAAGGCCUGCUCGGUGACCGGGCCUGGGCUGAAGCCUAGAGCUGCUCUGGGUGAAAUAGGAAACAUCACUGCUAACAAAGAGCCACAGAAGAAGGCUGUGAAGGCUGAGCCUACAAAGACCAAAGUCACCACCAGAGCUGAAAAAGCAGCUGCUGAAGCACCAAAACCUAAAAAUGUUGUUCCUGUUAAACCUGAGCCUGAGGUGCAGCCUGAACCUGCAUCCCCCACUCCAAUGGAGACGUCUGGCUGUGAACCUGGAGACCUCUGUCAAGCGUUUUCAGAUGUCAUCCUUCACACCGCCGUCAGGGAUGUGGACGCAGAUGAUUACGAGAACCCCAUGCUGUGCAGUGAAUAUGUGAAGGAUAUUUACAAGUACCUCAGGCAGCUUGAGGUGGAUCAGAACGUCAGGCCCAACUUCCUGCAGAGUCGGGAGGUGACUGGAAACAUGCGAGCCAUUCUCAUUGACUGGCUGGUGCAAGUGAACCUCAAGUUCCGUCUGCUGCAGGAGACUAUGUACAUGACCGUAGGAAUCAUUGACCGCUUUCUUCAGGACCACCCAGUCCCCAAGAAGCAGCUGCAGCUGGUUGGUGUGACCGCCAUGUUCCUUGCUUCCAAAUACGAGGAGAUGUAUCCCCCGGAGAUCUCAGACUUUGCCUACGUGACAGACCGUGCCUACACGACCGCUCAGAUCCGAGACAUGGAGAUGACAAUCCUCCGGGUGCUUAAAUUCAAACUGGGCCGCCCUCUUCCCCUGCAGUUCCUCAGAAGGGCUUCAAAGAUUUAUGAGGUCACUGCUGAGCAACACACCCUGGCUAAAUACCUCCUUGAACUCACCAUGGUCGACUACGAGAUGGUUCACUUCCCGCCCUCCAUGAUCGCAAGUGCUUCUUUGGCACUAACCCUGAAGAUCUUAGAUGCUGGUGAAUGGGAUGUGACACUGCAGCACUACAUGGACUACACAGCAGAGAGUUUGAUUCCUGUGAUGGCACACAUUGCCAAAAAUGUUGUGAAAGUGAACGACGGUCAGACCAAACACAUGGCUAUUAAAGGCAAGUAUUCAACCUCCAAGCAGAUGCGUAUUGCGACAAUCUCCCAGCUCAAGUCUUCACUGGUCAGGGAUCUUGCGAAGCAAACCCAGUGAUGGACUGUUUUAAGCACCAUGUGCUGAUUUAUAUAGUUGUAACUUAAACUUUUAAACAUGACUGAGGGAAAUCUGCAAACUGAAGACCAGCUCGGUGGUUUGCAUGUUUAACAACUGACAUUGUGUUUAUCUUUUACUGACUAUUUAGGAAAGCAUGCCACACGUUUUAAGUGUUAGCACUCUGAUGACCUUAUGGUACACAAAAUAGAUCAUAAUUGCUCAGUUAAUGCACUACUUACGCCAACUGAUGUAAUAGGAAUCUUUGACGAAAUGACUAUCACUAACUUGUGCCCUUAUUACCAUUUAAACCCUUGUAGUGUCCAUGCUUGCAUCUAAAACUGGUGGCAUGCUUUGAAAUGGUCAGUAAUGGGAGAGGUUCAUUGGAUAAUGUGACCCUGCUUUCUUUUAAAUAGCCUCUUUCUCUUAAUGUGUGUAUGGCAGUAAUUGUGUAAAAUGUACAGCAAUACUUUUUAAAGGAUUUUACUUUCUUGUCUUGUUUUUAAAUUGUCUAUUAAAUGGUUCAGACCAGAUUUUGCUCCCUUGUCAUAUUUGGACCACCACUAGAGGCUGCUCUAAGACCAAAUUUGGAUGAUUCUAAGCUCCACAUGUUGUGCCUGGACUAAAACCUGGCAUGUUGACCACUUUUCUAAAAAGUCACUUUCUGUGGGAACAAAUGUCAUGGGGGGAGAAGCUAAUGAAAUAAAGUUCCAACAAAAUUA
This is a messenger RNA of Notolabrus celidotus (New Zealand spotty), 2030 nucleotides long. It is a transcript of the gene ccnb1, whose product is annotated as cyclin B1. The record is from RefSeq and is a predicted model, not a curated record. Gene Ontology annotation, cellular component: nucleus; cytoplasm; cyclin B1-CDK1 complex. Gene Ontology annotation, molecular function: cyclin-dependent protein serine/threonine kinase regulator activity. The transcript is spliced from 9 exons. NCBI's taxonomy places the organism in Eukaryota, Metazoa, Chordata, Actinopteri, Labriformes, Labridae. Gene Ontology annotation, biological process: mitotic metaphase chromosome alignment; regulation of cyclin-dependent protein serine/threonine kinase activity; mitotic cell cycle phase transition. The coding region runs from base 115 to 1311 and encodes 398 amino acids.